This is a messenger RNA of Quercus robur (English oak), 1856 nucleotides long. RefSeq lists its product as uncharacterized. The record is from RefSeq and is a predicted model, not a curated record. The transcript has 16 exons. NCBI's taxonomy places the organism in Eukaryota, Viridiplantae, Streptophyta, Magnoliopsida, Fagales, Fagaceae. Gene Ontology annotation, cellular component: endoplasmic reticulum; membrane. Bases 344 to 1741 code for a protein of 465 amino acids. Gene Ontology annotation, biological process: protein localization to plasma membrane; GPI anchor biosynthetic process. Gene Ontology annotation, molecular function: glucosaminyl-phosphatidylinositol O-acyltransferase activity.
AAUUUGUCAUUUUCGAAAAAAUAUUAUGCAAAAUCUUCAAAACCCAAUUCUCACAUUCUUCAUCACCUUCCCAAGCCGGAUCACCAGCAAGCCACAAAUUCACUAGCCUCCGGCGACGAAACUAGUGGUUUUUACCCACAUAACCAUAAUCGAAGCAGGCUUUGAGAAUGAGGAAGGCGACGGGGUAUGGAGAGUGAUCGGCGAAGAGGCAGAGUGGUUUCCUCUCUCUCUCUCUCUCUCUCUCUCACUUACCCUUUUUGGGAAUUUAUAGUGCAACACUCCCCUCACACUCACACUCACACUCACACCCUCAAUUCUUUCUGCUUUUGUUGAAACGGAAUCAAUGGAUUCACUUCCAAACUCCUUCAAUCCCAACAAGCGCCUUAAAGAAGAAUUCGUGACCAAUUUGACUGGGUCUUCCAUGCUCGAAGUCUCUGCCCUUUUAACUAUAGUCUCUAUUCUCGUUAUUCUUCGCCACUCAUUUUCCUCCAAUCGCCUUUUCGUAGACACGUCAUUGAAGAAAAAUGAUAAUGAAAUCCUUGGUUCUAAGGAUUGGAGGGCUUACAUGGCUACAAUGGCUGUUGAUUUUCUUGUCCUUGUUCUCCCUAACAUCUUAUUUUUCACUGUUCUUGCUGAUUGGACAUAUUUAUGGGCAAUUUUGCUGAUCAUCGUACUGUUUUUUAUUAUUGCAUUGAAAAGAUCUGAUUUUCCUUCUCCUUCUUUCGAAAGAAGGGUCCAUUAUACUAAGGAGUUUAUCUCAUCAUACAGGGUUUCUAUGAUGAUUUUAACAUGCUUGUGUAUCUUGGCUGUUGACUUCAGAAUAUUUCCUAGAAAGUAUGCUAAGACUGAGACUUACGGUACUAGUUUGAUGGAUAUUGGAGUUGGCAGUUUUGUACUGGUAAAUUCAUUAGUUUCACGACAAGCACGAAAUGUCUCAUCUGUGAGGUGGAAGACUGCACUUCAAUCUACUAGUCCACUAAUCAUUCUAGGACUUGUUCGUCUUAUUUCUACGGCAGGUGUGGACUAUCAGGUCCAUGUUGGAGAAUAUGGUGUGCACUGGAAUUUUUUUUUCACACUUGCUGCCACAUCGAUCCUUACAUCCAUAAUUAAUGUUCCCCCACGAUAUUCGGGAAUGCUUGGUUCAUUAGUUCUAGUAGGUUACCAAAUUUGCUUGAUGCGUGGGUUGAAUUUAUAUCUACUUUCUAAUGAAAGGGGAAUGGAUAUCAUCAGCCAGAACAAGGAGGGAAUUUUUAGCAUAUUUGGAUAUUGGGGUAUGUACCUUCUUGGUGUCCAGUUGGGCAACUAUCUAUUUUUCGGAAAUAAUUCAUCUGCUUUCUUGAGAAGCAACAGAUGGGCAGGGAUAAGAGCCUUGAUUCUUUCUAUUCUGUUCUGGAUAAUAACUGUUCUUCUUGACAGACAUGUUGAAAGAGUUUCCCGUAGAAUGUGCAACCUGACAUAUGUUACCAUGGUCUUGGCUUUGAACUUGCAGGUGCUGGCAAUACUAAUGCUUUCUGAUUACAUUCCUGGAAGUAAAACUUCAGUACUUGAAGAAGCAUUUAACCGUAACUUACUGGGUGCAUUUCUUCUGGCUAAUGUGCUCACAGGGCUGGUAAACUUGUCUGUGGAUACCUUGUCUGCAGCAUCUGUCACAGCCCUUUUUGUCUUGGUUGUCUAUGCCUCUACUUUAUCAACUGUUGUUGGAAUUGCGGAUUUUUGUGGCAUUAGGCUAAAAUUUUGGUAGGUUUUAACUAAAAUCUGUAGUGUAAUUCUUUUUUCUUUUUCUGGUUCAAGCUAUUCAUUGAAAUAAUCAAAAUUCUUAAUGUAGAUCCAUGCGCUUGAUAACAAAUAUUGAAACU